Molecule: messenger RNA, 348 nt
Organism: Protopolystoma xenopodis
Lineage: Eukaryota; Metazoa; Platyhelminthes; Monogenea; Polystomatidea; Polystomatidae
Source: the annotation of a GenBank genome assembly
AUGCCUCAUUUGACGAAGCAUUCUUUGUUGCCAAUGCUCUCAUGUCAACAGACCCGAAUGUGUCUGUUGUCUGGUGCCUGUUGUCAGUUGCCGGGUCGCCUCGUCUGUUGUCGAGUAGAGAGCGACCGGACUGGUUCACUUGAGGAGGCUGUUGUCCACUUGCGCAUUGCUUCUCCUCUUCGAAACCGGAUCAGAAAGAUGAGCACGACAUUGUCUUUCUGGUAUCAGCGGGCCUGGCUUUGGGGCUUUUGUCUUUCUCUUUCUUUGGCUCUGUGUACAUUGUCUGUGCAUGCGUGUGUGUUUUCCUCUUCCUCAAAGACAAGUGAUCGAGUCGCCUCGUCUCAUUGA